AUGUCUUCGAUAUACAAUCUCGAGCCGCAGCCCACGGGCUCGGCAGUCCUGCACACAACCCUAGGAGAAAUCCACGUCGAGCUCUUCGCCAAGCAGACACCACUGACGUGCCGCAAUUUCCUUCAGCACUGUCUGGACGGCUAUUACGAUGGCACAAUCUUCCACCGACUCGUCCCCAACUUCAUCGUGCAAGGUGGUGACCCUACAGGAACCGGAAAUGGUGGCGAGUCAAUCUACGACGGAGGCGCUUUUGGCGGCGAUCUGGAUCCCUGGCCCAUGGACCAGAGACAUGGACAGAACGCAGGACCCAACGGCAUCAACUUCAGAGACGAAUUUCACUCCCGACUAAAGAUCAACCGACGCGGUCUCCUGGCCAUGGCCAACGAAGGCAAACCAGACACGAACGGAAGUCAAUUCUUCUUUACACUAGACAAAGCAGAGGAACUGAAUGGCAAGAACACAAUGUUUGGCAGAGUUGCCGGAGACACAAUCUACAACUUGGCAAAGAUUGGCGAAUCAGAAGUGGAUGAAUCGACCGACCGACCGCUAUAUCCGGUCAAGAUUGAGCGGGUGGAAAUUUUGGUUAACCCCUUUGGCGAUAUGAGAAAGCGAUCGAGGGUGGCACAAAUACAGGAAAAGCCAAAAGUAGAAAAAGAGAAGAAGAAGAAAAGGAAAGGCGGAAAGCAGCUGCUCAGCUUUGGAGACGAAGAGGGCGAUGAGGACGUGCCUGUCUUUAAAAAGGCCAAGUUUGACUCAAGGAUAGUCAUGGCAGAGGAGGAAGAGACUCCUGCUCCCAGAGAGAAGAGCUCAAAAUCAAAGCCUUCUAAACCGAAAGCCGCAGAUAAGCAAGCAAGCGAAAGUCGCACGACCCAUGAUAAGCCAGACGAAUCGGUUGCUGAAACAAAGGGCGAUGACGAAAUGGAAGAGGAGAGACCAAUGGAUAUUCCUUUGCGCAAGAGACAUAAGGAACCGUCGCCCAAACCAUCACCGGAGCCAGAGCCGGCCAAGGAGAAGAGUGCAUUAGAAAGGGCCAAUGAAGAGCUAGCAGCUCUAAAGGCAUCAAUGAGGAGGACAGUCCACUCCGAGCAACCAGUCAAAGAAAAGAAGAAAUCCGCGUUAGAAACAAUGAUACCCGAAACAUCCAUACGAGGAAGAAAAAGGCGGCCCGGCGGUAACAAUACAACAGCAAGCGAAGAACAGUCAUCCCUUCGCCUGCUAAAAGCUUUCCAAGCGAAGCUUGAGAAAGCUCCGCCAUCAAAAGAGACAGCUGCAGAAAUUCCCGUCAAUAACAAGGAGGGCGAAGUAGAGAAGCCCUUACCAGACGAAGAAGCAGAGCUAUGUGACUUGCACUUUAUUGCAAAUUGCCAAAGCUGCACGUCGUGGGAUAAACAGGGCAAGGAGGAUAGUGACGACGAAGGUUGGAUGUCACACGCACUUUCGUUUGCGGCCGAUAAGCUCGGCAAGGACCUCAGCAACCGUAGGAAGGCUGAAGAGGAGCUGGUCGUCAUUGAUCCGCGGGAGAAGGCUCGGACUCUAAAAGAGGAGAAACGCGCUGAGCGAGAGGCUCGAUCUGGGGGAUCUGGGAGGGCGUGGGAUCAAGCAAGGAAUGCUCAGAUGGCGAAAGCUUCUUCAUUGGCUGGUAGGGGAGCGAAAUGA
This is a messenger RNA of Trichoderma gamsii, 1656 nucleotides long. Its product is annotated as peptidyl-prolyl isomerase CWC27. Lineage: Eukaryota; Fungi; Ascomycota; Sordariomycetes; Hypocreales; Hypocreaceae. The record is from RefSeq and is a predicted model, not a curated record. Bases 1 to 1656 code for a protein of 551 amino acids. The transcript has a single exon. Gene Ontology annotation, biological process: protein folding; protein peptidyl-prolyl isomerization. Gene Ontology annotation, cellular component: catalytic step 2 spliceosome. Gene Ontology annotation, molecular function: peptidyl-prolyl cis-trans isomerase activity.